AUGGGCGCCGGCGCGUCGACGGCCGUCGCCGAGCCGACGUACCGCGACGCGAGCCACAUGAGCGUGCCGACCUUCGAAGAGACGCGGGACCACGUGCUGCGGUCCAUGGAGGUCGAGCGGGCGGCGGCGUCCCCGCCCGGCGUCCACGUCGUCAUCGACGGCAUGAACGUGGCGCUGGGCAACGUGCCGUCCUACGAGACGGACGCGUCGGCGAUCCGCGCCGCGGAGCUCCGGGGCCUCCAGCUCGCCGUCGAGUACUGGGCGACCGCGGGCGUGGGCUUCAAGAUCUUCGCCCCGCGGGGCUGGAUCGACGACCACCCCGAGGUCGCCGAGCUGCAGCGGGCGUCGCUGCUCUUCGCGACGCCGGGCGGCCGCGACGACCACUUUUUGAUUCAGCACGCGGACGUCCACGGGUCGUUCGUCGUGUCCAACGACCGCUUCCUGGACCACGUCCGCGACCGGGGCUACGACGGCCGCUGGCUCGACUACCACCGCGUGCCCUUCAUGUUCGACCCGUCCUUCGCGCCGGACCCGGACGCGCUCCUCCGCAUGCGCGCGUUCCACGACGGAACCGCGCCGGACUUCGCGCUCGCGACGCGCGCGCGCGCGCGCGCGCCGCCGGCGGCCGCCGCGGCCGCGCCGCCGCCGCGGACGCGCGCGCCGGCGGCGCCGACGGCGGACGUCGCGCCCGGCCCGCGGACCGCGCAGGCGCUCGCGCUCUUCGGGGCGCGCGACGGGACGUGCCUCGCGCUCGUGUCCGAGGUCGCGGCCGCCGCGGCGCCCGGGGCGCUGACGACGCCCGUCGGCGACGACGCGGAGCGCCUGGUCGUGCCGCGGCAGGCCGUGGGCCGCGUCAUCGGGAAGCGCGGCGCGACGAUCCAGGGCAUCGAGCGCAACUCCGGCGCGCGCGUCCGCGUCGACGACGGCGGCGACCGGUCGUCCGACAUCGCCGGCAUCCUCAUCGCCGGGGCGCCGGACCAGCGCGCCCAGGCCGUCGAGGCCAUCACGGACAUCGUCUCCCGGAGCCGCUACCCGCCGCCGCGGAAGGACGCCAUGGACCUCAUGGCAGCGCUCUACUUCGGGGCCCUGCGCACAGUGGCAGCGCUCUUCAUCGCCUCGCUGUUGUGGGGCGCGGCGGCGGCCGCCGGCGGCGCGUUCUGCGUUCUCGAAAAGGCGCCGUACUGCUGGGGCAACUGGAAAGUGCUCGCCUCGAGCUCGUCGACGCUGCUCAGCGGGCUGACAACAAAGGCCGCCGGCGAGUACGGCGGCAAGGUCGCGUUCGGCGACGUCGACGGCGACGGCAUCGACGAGCUCGUGCUCGUGAGCGACAGCUCCAUGAUUGUCUACGCGCACGACGCGUCGACGACGGCGUCGCCGACGCCGCGGCCGACGACGCCGCGGCCGACGACGUCGCGUCCGACGGCCUGCCUCCCGUCGACGCUGUACCUCACGUUCAGCGGCCGCAGCUACUUGAACGGUCGAACGGUCGCCGGCUUCGACGCUCGCUAG
Messenger RNA from Aureococcus anophagefferens, 1509 nucleotides. RefSeq lists its product as hypothetical. NCBI's taxonomy places the organism in Eukaryota, Pelagophyceae, Pelagomonadales, Pelagomonadaceae. Bases 1 to 1509 code for a protein of 502 amino acids. The transcript has 2 exons. Gene Ontology annotation, molecular function: RNA binding. The record is from RefSeq and is a predicted model, not a curated record.